AUGUUCGCUGCAUCACCUCAAGCAUUUGCUUCGUCGAGAGAUCUGGUCCCACUAUACACCACGAUCGCUACUGGUAUCGAUAUUAUGGCCAGGGGACUACAGACCAAGACGACAAUAUGCCUCACGAGGGAGAUGGAAGAGCAACACGGUCUCUCCCUCUCAUCCGGUGGUAGCUUUUUGUUUGUCCCUCUUAACUGUCAGUCGUCUGGAUCCGGCGACGACGAAAACAUGUUCGACGCCAUUCUGCUUGCUUGGACAGCCCGUAAUAAUGAUGUGCGAGUCCAGCCUGACCCCUUAUCUAAGGUAAAUGAAGACCGGAUAAGCAGAGAUACCACAGUCUUUAUGGUCAAAGAAGGUGGAGUACGAGUACCACUCCCGCUUCCGAGAUGGGGUGUACCAUCAACAAUACCCUGCGCAUUUUUUAUUCAACUCCCAGAUGUAGGGGUCACUCUACUCAACGCUUCCCCAAUCCAAGGCCGUUACGACUAUCCUCGCUCAAUGCUCUUUAUGCCUCAGACCCCAUCAGAACUCCUGAACACCGGCCAGUUUCGGGGUGGGUUUGGAUUCGACGUGGGAGAUAGUACAGUCUUUCUCCUUGUCAUUGAAGUUGUAACUAUGACGACUCUGAGUGCUAGCUAUUUCGACGAUACCGAACACGUCAUCGUUGGCUAUAGGAUCUUCACUUGCUUUUAUGACAAUAGGGUAAAGCAUCCUAGUCUUCGCCAGGGGUAUCCCCUACUUAUAUGGAGGUUGCCUAUAGCAGGCUUGCCUGACUUCCGUCACAAGAAGCCUGUGAUGCUCCAUGCGGAUAGCACGUUCGACUACUACAGCUCAAACCCUUUGUCGCUGAUCCCGACGUCCUACACCUCAUCAUGUUUCUUGAGUCAAGCAAAGCAUCCUGCUAGCAUCGACUAUCUAGAACUAAACAAUACAGUCUCAAAUUGA
Molecule: messenger RNA, 945 nt
Organism: Cladophialophora bantiana CBS 173.52
Lineage: Eukaryota; Fungi; Ascomycota; Eurotiomycetes; Chaetothyriales; Herpotrichiellaceae
Exons: 2
Coding region: 1-945 (314 amino acids)
Source: RefSeq, a predicted model, not a curated record